CACUAUCAAAAUAUAAUAUGCCUGCCACACAUAAAAUUUAGCUACACCUGCUGUAAGAAAUGUUGAUUAGCCUUUCUGAUGAUUUGUGUCUCAAACGUUUCAUGCAUACACUGAACCUCCUUUAGUUAAUAUUGCUCACUAAGCAAUAUAUUAUUUUAAAGAAAAUACAGAAAAAUAUAUUUUUUUGUUUUGCAGACAUUGAAGUAGCUAUCCUCGUUUAGAGAUUUUUUUUCAUCCAAAGUUGCGAACAUGCACCUGAUCCUCCCAAGUGUGCUGGCGUCGACAAGGAGGGGAAUCAAAACAUUCUCCAUUUGGCUUUUCUAUUGUGACUAAGUGUGUCAAAAAUAAUAAUGGUAUUUUAAAAACAAUCCAACGUGUCUGGAAACUUCUACCAAAUCAUUGCGUCACUAAAAAUUCAAGUCUGAGAAGAGAGUAAAUCAAAAUUAAUUACAAGCACAGAACAAUAAAGUACUACCAUUAGUCACGAUUUGAAGAAGAGAUAGAUAUUCAACAUAACACAAAGAAACUAAAUAAAAAAAAACUGUUAAAGAAACAACAAACAGCAUUUGCGUAGACCACCUCUUUUUGUAGCUACGGUGUCGGUUUUACUGUAUUUUUACUGUAUAACUUUAUGAAGUCCGUUUUAUUAUCAAUAAAAAAGCGAAAAUUUGGACUUUGCUCAAUCUUUGACCUACAGACACAGUGACUACGUAUGACCACUAGAUGGCAGCACCAUUUAGAAACAGACAUUGGACGCAAAGGCGGAAGUAAGCAUCAUAGCUUGGUUGUCGCUUCUCUAACCGUUCAGAUAGUUCAGUAUGAUGCUCUCGCCUUAUCCGAGUUAACUCCCCGUUAAUUUCUCCAGAAUGGGAGACGAGGAGGAGCAGCAGCGCUCCUUGAUGUUUCUCCUGACCUACAUGUUGCUGAAGCGCAGGAGAGACAUAAACCACGCAGACAUUCAGAGGCGCGAUGAAAUCCAGAGGCGCAUCCGACAUCGACAGUACUUCUUCCAGAGACAGAGGAGGAUGCUCAUGAUGAUGAUAGCGGGAGGAAUGCGCUCCAACGUCCGCAUCCGCACCCGACCCUGGACAACCACUCCCCGCUCCGACUGGUGGGAGCGGGUUGUGAUGACGGAGUUCCAGCCCUCUGAUUGGCUGGACAAAUUCCGGAUGAGCCGGGAGACCUUCUUCUACCUGUGCGAGAAGCUGAGGCCCCGCCUGGCGCGCCAGGACACCAGCUUCCGGCUGGCGCUGCCGGUAGAGAAGCGCGUGGCUGUGGCCCUGUGGCGUCUCGCGUCCAACGUCGAGUACCGCACCAUAAGCUCCCUGUUCGGUGUGGGGAAGUCCACCGUGUGCAGGUGUGUCAGAGACAUGUGCCACGCCAUCGUGGCGCUCCUCAGCUCCACGUACCUGCGUCCCCCCACCGAGCAGGAGCUGGAGGAAUCGGCCCAGCUCUUCCACUCCUACCUGGGCUUUCCUCACUGCGUGGCUGCCAUCACAACGCUUCACACAGCCAUCAUCACCCCAUCGAGCAACGCGUCGGACUACGCCAACCCCGCUGGCUGGCUAUCUGUCCUGUCUCAGGUUGCCAUCAGCGGUCAAGGCUACUUCUGGGAUGUAUGUGCCAGUUUCCCCGGUGGGACCGAUCCAGCUGAGAUCUUACAGAACUCUGCUCUGUGGGCCACAGCUGCUGAGGGUGGACUGUCUCCUGCCCAAACGCCUGUCUUCAUGGGGAAACCGCUUAGGUAUGUGCUGCUGGGGGAGGCCUGCUACCCGCUCCAGAGCUGGCUCAUGAAGGCCUAUCCGGAGCAAAAGAGCCGACGGGGAUGUCGCACGGCGCUGCCGGAGCCUCAGCAGCUGUUCAACCGGCGCCUCGGCAGAGCGCUGCGCGCCUCGGAGGAGGCGCUGCUGAGACUCAGGGCGCGCUGGCAGUGCCUGAGUAAGAGGAACGACUGCGGGCUGGACGUGGUGCCCACCAUGAUGCUGGCCUGCUGCAUUCUGCACAACAUGUGCGAGUCCCACGGAGACGCCUUCAAAGCAGAGUGGCAGGUGGAGGUGUGUGAGGCAGAGAACCCCCAGCCCUGCCACAAAGCCCUGGCUCCUGCCAGCAUGGACCAAAGUGAUGCCGAGGAGGUCCGAGGCCUCUUCUGUGACUAUUUCCAACAGCAAAGAACCUGAGUUUAGCUGCCGAGAAAGCUUUCUCAACUGGCAUAUCAGUUUUGUCUUUGCAAAUAUAUAACCUACUGAACUUAUUCAUUCAAAGCAUAAACACUUUUUGAUGUUGAACACAGACAGGUGUGCGCUUUCAUCUUCUCUGUAAACAACAGCAUGUUGACUUGUCUGUCUGGUAUCAGUUCCUCCAUUAAGGCCAGUUCAGUCCAGUCUGUUUUCUUACGGAAAUGCAAAACCUAACCUGAAGAUGAUUUCUACCGCCAGAUAAACGCAGGUGCAUUAACGCAGUUACAAUACUGAUCCCUUUGAACUAUUGCACAUUUUGCCACAUGCAAAUUUCAAUGGAUUUUAUUUGGGAUUUUAUGUGGAAAUCUAAAAGACGUGCAUAUUUGUAAAACAAAAAAUAAUGUAUGAUUUUAUUUUUUUAAAGUGAGAAAUGAUGUAAUGGCUUUGUAUUCAUCCUCCCAGAGCUGGUGUUUUACAGAAUCACUUUUUUUUGUAUGUUGCUGGAAGCCAAUAGUGUCUCUACCAGCUUUGCACAUCUAAAGACUGACUCCCCCCUUCCCCCUCCGUUCUUAUUUGCAAAAUACCUCAAGAAUUCUUCAUUAUGACUGAAUGUUUAUGGUUGUUACGGUUGUUGAUGUUUUCCUUAUCUAGCCCGUCUGCUUGGUUGGACAACCUUGUUUUGGAACUUUAGCAGAUAUGGCAUCCUCUUCCCCUUUUCUUUUAUUAUGAAAUGUGAUCUAGGGCUGGGCAAUACGGCUAAAUUGUUGCAAGUUUUAUUGGUUAUUAUGAUCAAAUUUAGAAACGGUGAAGUGAGAGUUUUUUAAGCUUGAGAUGUUGUUUUAUAACCUAGCCCUGCUAUAAAUGUCUCAACUCUGUCCCUCACUUGCUGGUUUGUUCCUUGGUAUUUAUGAUGCCGUUUGCUCACCAAUAUUCUCCAACAAACCUCCAAGGCUCUCAUGUGGCAGCUGAAUUUAAACUGAGAAUAAAUGACAGAUGAC
Messenger RNA from Poecilia latipinna (sailfin molly), 3175 nucleotides. RefSeq names its product putative nuclease HARBI1. The transcript has 4 exons. The record is from RefSeq and is a predicted model, not a curated record. Bases 867 to 2177 code for a protein of 436 amino acids. NCBI's taxonomy places the organism in Eukaryota, Metazoa, Chordata, Actinopteri, Cyprinodontiformes, Poeciliidae.